GCUGAUAGGCAGUAGUCGAACAGAGGCCGACCAAAACACUCGCCUUGCAACAACCAAACCGCCAAUCAAGAGUCGUACGCGGAACAACUCGCUGGCGGUUAUCAAACGCUCUUACGCUUUUAUAAUAAGAAAAAAAAACUAAGUAUAUUAUGUUAGAGACAAAUGAACUUUGCUAUAGAAAUACAUAAUCAAGAUGACGUUGCGGGUCGAGGUGCCCGGAGAGAAAAUCAUAUCAAAUGUACAUAUAGAAUCAUGCAAGUGCAAGCCGUUUGAGAACGAGCCAAUAAAAUCCGAACAAAAAAUUAACGGCAGGGUUAAGGAGUUUAUUAAAAAAACAUGGGCGUUAAGAUCCAAAGUGACAGUGGAACCGUACGUAAUAUGCUAUGUGCUCCCAAGUGUUUUAGCAGGAUUAGCUGUUCAGAAUUUGUGUUUAGAAAAAUCAUGUCUAGUGAAUUUAAAAUAUGACGAAGACACGUGUGACCAUAUUAUGCAAGGUCGCACUUCCAAUUACACAAAGCAAGAGGAGAACGUCCAGAAGAUGGUAGCCAGUAUGACUGCUUGGAGCUUUCCUCUGCAGACUGCCUUACCUGGAAUAUUAACGCUAUUCGUUGGUGCUUGGAGCGAUAGAACGGGGAACAGAAAAAGUUUUAUGGUGCUACCGAUCCUAGGAAAAUUAAUUUCAUGUUUUGGUAUUAUUCUUAGCACAGUAUUCUUCCUUUACGUCGGUGUAAAUGAAACGGCACUUAUAGAGGGUGUCCCUCCAGCAUUAGCUGGUGGAAGAGUUGCUAUGACCAUGGCAGUAUAUAGUUACAUUACGGAUAUAACAAGCGAAUCGGAACGGACUUUUCGUUUAGGGAUUAUAACCGCUAUUUUGACUCUAAGCAGGCCGAUCGGGCUUGCACUCAGUGGAAUAAUGACAAGGCGUUUCGGUUACUAUGGUGUUUUUACUGUAGCUUGUGUUUUCUACAUGACUGGUUUUAUAUACAUCCUGUUUAGAUUAAAAAUAAAAAAGAAGAAAACGAUAGUAAAGGAGGAAUCCCAGACGGUGUUGUCUAUGUUCUCAGUCAAGGAUCUCGCGGCUACUGUGAAUGUGGCGUUCAAAUCCCGACAGGGAUCCAGACGCUUGCAAAUAAUUUUAGUAAUGUUUGCAUAUAUGCUCAUCGUUGGACCAGUAUUAGGCGAGGCGCAAAUGACGUACUGGUUUACGCGCUACAAGUUUAAAUUCACUGAAGUGGACUACAGCCUGUUCCUCACUUAUUCAGUUCUCGUUGGCACAAUCGGUUCUUUCAUAACAAUAUAUCUACUAAGCAAAAGAUGGAAGAUAGAGGACAGCAUUAUCGGAAUGGUGGCGUGUGUGAGCAGGAUAGCUGCUAGUCUAGUGUAUGCUAUGGCUCCAACAAGAACUAUAUACUUCAUCGGUCCAGUGUUGGAUAUGUUCAGUUCAGCUGGAGCGACCUCCCUGCGGUCCAUUGCAACGAAACUUGUGAAGACGGAUGAAGUCGGUAAAACUAGCUCUCUUAUCAGUAUAUCUGAGGCCUUGGUACCCGUGAUCUACUCCCCUGUGUACAGCAAACUUUAUUUGAGUACAUUAUCAACGUUUCCCGGAGCGUUUUAUCUCAUAAGCGCAGCUUUAGCCUUUCCAGCCAUACUUAUAUAUUUAACCCUAUUCAUUUUACGACGAAAGGACCUCAAAGAAGACGCUAUGAAUGAAAAACAAGAAGACGAGAAACAAGAAAGCAAAUCCAAGGACAACGAAAUUACUAGAUUUUAAUAAAUUCAGUUGUGUAUUUAUUAUUAAGUUAUAAUUUUAUGCCUAUCAUGUACCUAUUCUAAAAUCUCAAUAAAUAUAAGAUUUGUAUUGAA
Danaus plexippus (monarch butterfly) is the source of this 1863-nucleotide messenger RNA. RefSeq names its product proton-coupled folate transporter-like. Gene Ontology annotation, molecular function: transmembrane transporter activity. Gene Ontology annotation, biological process: transmembrane transport. Bases 194 to 1771 code for a protein of 525 amino acids. The record is from RefSeq and is a predicted model, not a curated record. Lineage: Eukaryota; Metazoa; Arthropoda; Insecta; Lepidoptera; Nymphalidae. Gene Ontology annotation, cellular component: membrane. The transcript has 5 exons.